Molecule: messenger RNA, 1114 nt
Organism: Panicum virgatum (switchgrass)
Lineage: Eukaryota; Viridiplantae; Streptophyta; Magnoliopsida; Poales; Poaceae
Exons: 2
Coding region: 311-865 (184 amino acids)
Source: RefSeq, a predicted model, not a curated record
CUUAGACUUCAGCAUGUUGAGAGUUGUACAGCUAUUGUAUUGAAAGAAGCUUUGGUCCGUAUGCUUUCAAAGUCGUAAGUUAUCAAUCUCUAUGCUUCGUGGGCAAGGGUAUGAUGGAGCUUCUAAUAUGAGAGGUGAAUUUAAUGGGGUGUAGAAAUUAAUUCGUGAUGAGAAUCCUUAUGCUUUCUAUGUGUAUUGUUUUGCCCAUCAAUUGCAACUAGUGGUUGUUUCUGUCUCAACUUCUAGUGCAGAUAUUGCAGAUUUCUUUAACUAUGUUCCUUUAAUAGUCAACACUGUGGGUGCAUCUUGUAUGAGAAAGGAUGUUUUGCUUGCAAAGCAUCAUGAUGUGUUGCUAGAAAAGAUUGAGAAUGGUGAAAUUAUGACCGGAAGAGGUUUAAACCAGGAAAGUGGUCUAGCUAGACCUGGAGACACCAGAUGGGGUUCACAUCUUAAAACUUUGCUUCGCAUUUUGGUGAUGUGGGAGGCUAUCAUAGAUGUCCUUGAGAUAGUCAAGAAAGAUUCUGUUAAACCAGCAUGUACUGGAGGAGCUUUAGGUUUAAUUGGAAAAAUGGAGAGCUUUGAUUUUGUGUUCAUCAUGCAUUUGAUGAUAGAAUUGUUGGGCAUGACAGAUAUUUUGUCACGUGCUUUGCAAAGGAAAGACCAAGACAUAGUGGAAGCUAUGCAUUUGAUAACGGAUGUGAAAGAUAGCUUGCAGGAUAUAAGAGAAAAUGGAUGGGAGCCCUUACUCAAAAAAGUGAAAACUUUCUGUGAGAAGAAUGAGAUUGAAGUGCCGGAUAUGGAUGAGGAAAUAAAUAUCAGAGGGACAUCUAGACGUAGGAAGCAAAAGUGGCAACUGCUUCAGUAGAGAGGAUAUUUUCAGCCAUGUCCCUUAUAAAGACAGAUUUACGUAGUAAAAUGGGUGAUGAAUGGUUCAAUGACUUGAUGAUAUGCUAUAAUGAGAAGGAGAUAUUUAGAAAGAUUGAAAAUGAAAAGAUCAAAAAGAGGUUUGAAGAGAUGAAAAACCGUCGUAUGUUAAUGCCUAAAAAUUUGAUGGUACGCUCUGUUCUAUUCUAAAUUCAUAAUUUGAAGGUUCAUAUAUGUUUGACUAAUCAAU